This is a messenger RNA of Aspergillus ochraceoroseus IBT 24754, 1848 nucleotides long. Its product is annotated as putative mitochondrial carrier protein. The transcript has 2 exons. Lineage: Eukaryota; Fungi; Ascomycota; Eurotiomycetes; Eurotiales; Aspergillaceae. The record is from RefSeq and is a predicted model, not a curated record. Gene Ontology annotation, biological process: mitochondrial transmembrane transport. The coding region runs from base 1 to 1401 and encodes 466 amino acids.
AUGUCCGCUUCCAGGACUGACGGUACUUUUCAGGACCGAUAUCGCUCAGACGAUUUCACCGGCGUUGGAUCUGAAGGGCAUUCGGCAGAGACAUGGCCCUGGGCUGGAGAAGAUACAAUCAUGGCUGGUACUUCGGGAACAGGAAUGGCUUCUGCGCCGGUCGCCAGUGGAAAGAACGAUGAUCCCUCACUCACCCAGCGGAUGGUUUCUGCGACCUGUGGAAGCGUUUUGACAGCUCUUCUAGUGACUCCGCUCGAUGUCGUUCGGGUUCGGUUACAAGCCCAGUCCACCACUAAAAAUUCUUCCCCGUUCACCUCGCACACCACACAUACCUUGAAAAACGCCCCUCCAAACCUCGGAGUAACCGCUUGUUGCAGGGAAGUAUUUUGGGUUGGCCAGAACACACAAAUAUGCAUGGUUGGACCCGGUGCCGGUGCUCUAGGCGCUACCUCGCAGACGGUGGCGGAUUGUGCAGUGGAGGAGACCCGACGGCGCACAUUUACGUCUACCUUUGAUGGUAUGCGGAAAAUUGCCCGGAAUGAAGGUAUCUUGACACUUUGGCGUGGACUGAGCCCGACCCUGAUGAUGGGGAUUCCCGGAAAUGUCAUCUAUUUUGCGGGGUACGACUGGCUACGCACCGACGAUAGAAGUCCGAUCCGGCGCAUGGUCCCCGACGCAUAUGUUCCUUUUAUCGCGGGAGCUGCUGCAAGAAUUACCGCAGCUACGGCUAUCAGUCCCAUUGAAAUGUUCCGAACACGUUUACAAGCUACCCCGGGCACUGGUGCGGGGCAUUUUAAGGCCACUCUGCAGGGUCUGCAUCAGAUGACCCAAGCUGCAGGCUACGGUUCGCUAUGGCGAGGAUUGACUCUUACUAUGUGGCGUGAUGUGCCAUUUUCCGGUCUUUAUUGGUGGGGAUAUGAAGAGGUUAAGAAGUACCUUCAUGAAGCACGCCAGAAAGCUCACGAAUACCCUCUACCACAUGCUCUGUCGGCUGUGACUCAUUGGGAAUCUCAUGAGACGGUAGAUCAUACAUUUACAGAUAGCUUCAUUGCAGGUGCAGCCUCUGGCUCGCUGGCAGCCUUUGUGACUACCCCCUUCGAUGUCGGCAAGACGCGGCAACAGGUAUACCGCCACGCGGGUGACGACUUACAGAACUCGGCUGCUCGCAACCUUCCACGAGGACCUCUUCACCCAGAGCAGCUGUCUUUGCCCAAAUUUUUGAUGCAUAUUUUCCGCGAAGAAGGCGCAGCAGGCCUUUUCCGGGGAUGGGUUGCACGGUGCUUGAAGGUGGCCCCUGCUUGUGCUAUCAUGAUCUCAACCUACGAAGUGGGGAAGAAACUCGCCCGCGACGUUAAUGAGAGACGCCAAGCAGCAGAUGACGCAAGUUCCGAUACUCUCUGAGUUGCAGAAACCAACCCCCCUUUCGACCUAAUUCGAUUGGCUUGAUGAUUUGAAUAUCAAGCCGGAUCCCUUCUACAUCUCAUUUUACUCGAAUCACCAUAUACCACCUUCUGUACAAUCUCGAACGAUCUCUACUCUUGAUUACUAAUUUUCUUUCACUGUUGAAGUUCUAUGAUUCACGCAUGCAGUCAACCUGCAAGUUUGCCUGUUGCAUCACAGGCUGCUAUUUGAUGAUCUCGCAUUGGAUUUCAAGGUUAUAGAGUACUCUGAUUACCCUGGCAUGGCAUAGCAUGGUGGUGGGAAAGACAGGAGCACAGAGGUUUAUCUUUGCUGCAAAAGCAUUGCAUCAGCGCAUCAUGUAAUUGUGUAUAUAUACUGUGUGUAUUCUAUCAUCCUUUGAGACAAUCCUCCCUCUCCCAAUAGUAUUAUUAAAGGAAGACAAAAUAA